UUAAUCUUUCGGUUUUUAAAAACAACUUAAAUUUUAACACUGUCCCACAGAGUUACAACUAGCUUACAACAAAUACUAGAGACGAACGUGGUUCAGUACACUGUCUACAUGCCACGGCAUAUCCACGUUGGUAAAAUUCUCCACAGAAGUUAUCAGAUUCGCGGGCUGAGUUGGAAAUUUCUACUGGUGUGAUACGUCUUAAUAAAUAGCAGAUCUUUUCCGUGACGCGCAGUUUCCGCGAAAGUCAAUCUGGAGCGCUAACGCGAACACGAAAAUGAGCAAAAAGGAUAACGGAACGUCCGUCAUCCUCGCCUAUAUAAACGAGAAGAACCGACCCUACAGCGCUCAGGACGUCUUCUGUAAUCUACAGAAGCAGCAUGGGUUGGGCAAAACGGCAGUGGUCAAAGCCAUGGACCUGCUGGCUCAGGAGGGCAAGAUAAAGGAGAAAACGUACGGCAAGCAAAAGAUUUACUUUGCUGAUCAGUCUCAGUUCAGAGACGUGAAUGAUGCAGACCUGAAGGCCAUGGAUAAACAGAUUUCAGAGCUCAGUGCAGAGGUGCAGACUCUAACUCAGAGCUGCAGACAGCUAGAUACAGAACUGAAGGAGCUGAACAGCUCCCUCACAACCGAGGAAAUGAUGGCAGAAAUCCAGGAGCUGAAAGCUGAGUGCUCUGGGUACAAAGCACGUCUGGAGAAGAUAAAGUCGGCUACGAAUCACGUCACCCCGGAAGAAAAGGAGAAGGUUUAUAAAGAGCGGGAGGUGUUUGUGAAGGAGUGGAAAAAGAGGAAGAGAUUGGCUUCAGACAUGAUGGACGCCAUCCUAGAGGGAUAUCCAAAGAGCAAAAAAGAGUUCCUGGAAGAGGUGGGGGUGGAGACCGAUGAGGACUGCAAGGCGGUGUUUCCCAACACCUGAAGACAGCAGCUGUGCAGCUACUCCGUCAGAGAACGCCUGUGGCCAAAAAAACCGAUCAGAGCAAUCUGAGCCACAGAGGAAACUUUAUUUAUAACAUGUUCUUUGAAUAAAUAGUUUAACAAAAACUUUGAAAA
This is a messenger RNA of Fundulus heteroclitus (mummichog), 1047 nucleotides long. It is a transcript of the gene psmc3ip, whose product is annotated as PSMC3 interacting protein. NCBI's taxonomy places the organism in Eukaryota, Metazoa, Chordata, Actinopteri, Cyprinodontiformes, Fundulidae. Bases 275 to 913 code for a protein of 212 amino acids. The record is from RefSeq and is a predicted model, not a curated record. Gene Ontology annotation, cellular component: DNA recombinase auxiliary factor complex; condensed nuclear chromosome. Gene Ontology annotation, biological process: homologous chromosome pairing at meiosis; meiotic joint molecule formation; meiotic strand invasion involved in reciprocal meiotic recombination. The transcript has 8 exons. Gene Ontology annotation, molecular function: double-stranded DNA binding; recombinase activator activity.